AUGGCCGACGCAAAGGCCGCCAUCGGCGCCGCAGACAGCCCCGACGUCCCCAGCGAUGCCCCCCAUGCCUUUGUCCCGCUCGAGGCCAACCCGGAGCUGAUGACCGACCUGCUGCACUCGCUCGGCGUCGCGACCACGCUGGCUAUUCACGACGUCUUCAGCCUCACUGAGCCCGAUAUGCUGGCCUUUGUGCCGCGGCCUGCCAUGGCCCUGCUGCUCGUCUUUCCCAUCUCCGAGGCCUACGAAAAACACCGACUGGCCGAGGAUAGCGACACACCCUUUUACGACGGCCACGGCCCUGAUGAACCUGUCCUCUGGUUCCGCCAGACCAUCCGCAACGCCUGCGGCCUCAUGGGCCUGCUCCACGCCACCGCCAACGGGCCUGCCCGCAACUUUCUCGAGCAGGGCUCCCCCCUCGAUACCCUCAUCACCCAGGCCGUCCCGCUCGGCCGCCUCGAACGCGCUCGCCUCAUCGAGACCAGUAGCGCUCUCGCAAAGGCCCAUUCUUCUGCCGCUCAACGUGGCGACACGUCCGCCCCUGAAGCCACCGAUGACGUCGACCUCCACUACGUCUGCUUCGUCAAGACCGACGAUGGCAUCCUCUGGGAGCUUGAUGGCCGCCGCAAGGGUCCCAUUUCUCGCGGCACCCUUGACCCCAAUGACGAUGUACUCUCUGAAGAAGCUCUUCGGCGGGGCCCGCUUGCCUUCCUGGCCCGCGAGUCUGCCGAUCUGCGCUUCAGUUGUGUGGCCCUUGGACCCAGCUUGGAUUAG
This is a messenger RNA of Grosmannia clavigera kw1407, 771 nucleotides long. RefSeq names its product ubiquitin c-terminal hydrolase l3. The transcript has a single exon. Gene Ontology annotation, biological process: ubiquitin-dependent protein catabolic process; protein deubiquitination. The record is from RefSeq and is a predicted model, not a curated record. Gene Ontology annotation, cellular component: cytoplasm. NCBI's taxonomy places the organism in Eukaryota, Fungi, Ascomycota, Sordariomycetes, Ophiostomatales, Ophiostomataceae. Bases 1 to 771 code for a protein of 256 amino acids. Gene Ontology annotation, molecular function: cysteine-type deubiquitinase activity.